Mugil cephalus (flathead mullet) is the source of this 3700-nucleotide messenger RNA. RefSeq names its product dehydrogenase E1 and transketolase domain containing 1 (gene dhtkd1). The coding region runs from base 100 to 2871 and encodes 923 amino acids. Lineage: Eukaryota; Metazoa; Chordata; Actinopteri; Mugiliformes; Mugilidae. Gene Ontology annotation, molecular function: thiamine pyrophosphate binding; oxoglutarate dehydrogenase (succinyl-transferring) activity. The record is from RefSeq and is a predicted model, not a curated record. Gene Ontology annotation, biological process: tricarboxylic acid cycle. The transcript has 17 exons.
ACUUGCCCCCGUUGGCAGUAUGGCCGCCGUCGUGUAGCCUUUUAGUGUGCUGCUGUGUGCUGCUGUCACAUGUACGACUGAAGAAUUACCUCGAUAAGCAUGUCGGCCGUACUUUUCCUGAGGAAGUCGCUUUGCAGACUGCCGCCCGGUGUGGCCGGGCAGGUCGUGAGCAGCUGUUAUCACACCGAGAGGGGCGUUUACGGAUACCGACCCAAGCAGAGGGCCAGGGAGCAGGAGCUGCAGAGCGAGCAGGUCUCUGCUCUAAACCAAGAUCAUGGCCUGGCCCGUCUGGUGGAGGCUUACAGGGCACAUGGACACAAGGCUGCUAAAAUUAACCCCCUGCUACCUGAAAAGCCAGUGGUUGACACCGUCCCGGAGAUAAACAUCCUGGCUGGAGCCGUAACAGGACAACUCAACACCUCAGGUUUACGACACUUUGGGAAGGCGCAGGCUUCGGUGGAGGAGGUGCAGGCCUACCUGCAGGAGGCCUACUGUGGCCACCUCUCAGUGGAGACCAGCCAGCUGAGCAGCCUGGAAGAGAGGGAGUGGUUCGCUGACCGCUUUGAGGAGCUCAAGAGACAGAGUUUCUCCCCAGAGGAGAGGAAGAACCUGGCCACGGUCAUGCUGGAGUCCCAGGAAUUUGACCACUUUCUGGCCACCAAGUUUGCUACUGUGAAGCGUUACGGGGGAGAAGGAGCAGAGAGCAUGAUGGGUUUUUUCUAUGAGCUCUUCCACCAGUCGGCCCACAGCGGAGUCACAGACGUCGUUAUCGGCAUGCCCCACAGAGGACGACUCAACCUGCUGACAGGCCUGCUGAAGUUCCCACCAGAGCUUAUGUUCCGUAAGAUGCGCGGCCUCAGCGAGUUUCCCGACACCUCUCCCUCCAUCGGCGACGUCCUCUCUCACCUCACCUCCUCGGUGGAGUUGGAUUUCGGAGCCGGGCGCCCCGUUCACGUCACCAUGCUGCCCAACCCGUCUCACCUGGAGGCCAUUAACCCUGUGGCUCAGGGUAAAGCCAGAGCCAGGCAGCAGCUCAGGAAAGAAGGAGACUAUUCCCCCGAAGAAAACGCCCAGCCGGGGGAUCAGGUCAUCUGCCUGCAGGUCCACGGUGAUGGCUCGUUCACUGGCCAAGGGAUUGUCCCCGAAACGUUGACCCUGUCAAACCUUCCUCACUACAGAGUUGGUGGGAGCAUCCACCUCAUUGUGAACAACCAAGUGGGCUACACCACUCCAUCAGAGAGAGGGAGAUCCUCUUUGUACUGCAGCGAUGUCGGUAAGAUGGUGAACUGCGCGGUGAUCCACGUAAACGGAGACGACGCAGAGGAGGUGCUGCGAGCCACUCGGCUGGCUAUGGAGUACCAGCGGCGUUUCAGGAAGGACGUCAUCCUGGACCUGAUCUGCUACCGUCAGUGGGGCCACAAUGAGCUGGACGAGCCUUUCUUCACCAACCCGGCCAUGUACAAGAUCAUCCGAUCCCGUAAGAGCGUGCCCGACUCCUACUCGGACCAGCUGAUCUCAGAGGGCCUGAUGACCGAUGCCGAGCGCGCAGAGAUCAAAUCCAAAUACUACGGCACGCUCAACGACAAGCUGUCUAACAUGACCCUGUACAGCCCCCCACCCACUAACCUGCAGGGCCGCUGGGGGGAUCUGGUCGAGCCCCAGGCCAGAGUCACCACCUGGGACACGGGCGUCCCUGUUCCCCUGCUGCAGUUUGUCGGGGCCAAGUCCGUGGACAUCCCAGAGCAGAUCCAGAUGCACAGCCACCUCGGAAAGACCCACGUACAGGCUCGGUUGCAGAAGCUGGAAGAGGGAACCAAACUAGACUGGUCGACAGCAGAAGCCUUAGCAUUCGGCUCUCUGCUCUCUCAAGGCUUCAAUAUUCGUAUCAGCGGACAGGACGUUGGGCGAGGCACUUUCAGUCAGCGACACGCGAUGAUCGUGUGUCAAGACACCAACGACAUGUACAUCCCUCUGAACCACAUCAGCCCUGAGCAGACGGGUUUCCUGGAGGUAUGUAACAGCCCGCUGUCCGAGGAGGCGGUGCUAGGAUUUGAGUACGGCAUGAGCAUCGCCCAACCGAAGCUUCUGCCCAUCUGGGAGGCUCAGUUUGGAGACUUCUUCAACGGAGCACAGAUCAUCUUCGAUACCUUCAUCUCUGGAGGUGAGGCCAAGUGGCUGCUGCAGUGCGGGAUGGUGAUCCUGCUGCCUCACGGCUACGACGGAGCUGGACCAGAACACUCCUCCUGCCGCAUGGAGCGCUUCCUCCAGAUGUGUGACAGCAAACAGGAGGGGGUGGACGGCGACACUGUGAACAUGGCUGUGGUCAACCCCACCACUCCCGCUCAGUACUUCCACCUGCUGAGGAGACAGAUGAUCCGAAACUUCCGCAAACCUCUCAUCGUGGUCGGACCCAAGACGCUGCUGAGAUUUUCGGGAGCAGUGUCCAGUCUGACUGAACUGGCACCGGGAACAUCCUUCAAGCCAGUGCUGGGUGACACUUCAGUCUCCGCACAAAGUGUCCAGAGGGUGGUGCUGUGUUCAGGGAAGCAUUAUUACGCCCUGCUGAAGCAGAGAGAGACAUCAGCAGCCAACCAGAACACGGCGCUCGUCCGCGUGGAGGAGCUCUGUCCAUUUCCUCUGGAGGCUCUGCAGCAGGAGCUCAACAAAUACCCCAAUGCCAAAGAGUUUAUCUGGAGCCAGGAGGAGCCUCAGAACAUGGGUCCCUGGACUUUUGUAGCACCGCGGUUUGAGAAGCAGCUGGCCUGCAAGCUCCGGUUAGUGAGCCGACCUGCUCUGCCUGCCCCUGCUGUCGGUAUCGGGACCCUUCAUCACCAGCAGCAAGAGGCCAUCCUCACUGCCACCUUCUCUUAACGUUUAUACAAACUGGAAACCAAAAUAACUAGAGCACACGCGUCAGUACAACACUACAUACUUACAUUGUAGCGCACAGGCUGCUGCACUCGUACAUGGGACCUUAAGACGGUUUGGAUGUACGCUAAAGAAAACAUAUUGUUCAGUAAUGUGAAAAUCACAACAAAGAGCACUUGAAAGACAAUAUAUUUGUACUCUUUUAGGUUUAAUUUCAGUGUUAAUGUUUGUGUUAAUUGUCUGUCUUUGCUCGUUUCUAACCCUUUCCAUCUUGCUCUGUUUGAACUUUCCUGUGUUCUUUAUUAGCUUAAGGUUAGGGGGCACCUGAAUCAAGGCCUUAGAGACGAUGUUUACAAGGUUCAUAAGGUAGCAUAAACGGCUACCUCCGUCCUAGACGUAGCAUUUGGGAAUAAUAUUCUGCAUGGGGUAAACCUGUCUACUGGCUUCAUGUUUCAGGAAGUGAAACUAUUUCAUGCAUGUGGAGUUGUUCAUUUUUGUACUGUUGAGAAGAACAAAUAUCGGUGUACAUUGUUAGAUAUCUCUGAGCAUUAACCCUGAAAUAUUUUUGUAAGAGUACUGGACUAACAUCACAUUCAAGAAGGAGAUGAAGCUGUUUCUGAGCAAACAAAGAAAUGUGUUACAAGUUUAUUCCACUAUGAGUCAUCCUUCAAAUUCAGACUAAAAGAGUAAUCUUAUUGUUGUCAUCACCAUCAUCUGUUUUUAAUCGCAGUUUAAACUGAGACUUGAAUUCAAAAUGAUUUCAUAAAGGGCUAAUGUAAAUAAACCAAAUCUGAAUAUUUUCAAAUAAACCUAUUUUCAUGUUUGUGCAUUA